AUUGAAACUCAUUGAAUCAAGGUAGUGUGUUGUUGUUCCGUGCUCGCUAGUUAUUUUUUAGUUUUUGGAACAGAAUUACACAGAAUUUCAUUGACAUAUGGAGAUCGACAAGCUAACAACGCUGCAGUUUUCACUGCCUGUGGUCAGUGUGAUUGUUCUGGUUGGUUUAGUGUUUGCUUUCGGCUUCAAAGCGACGAGUCCACCCCCGUCUUUUGACUUCGAUACGGACGACAAGAAGAGCAGACGCCGUCGUCUCAAGCAGAAAGAAAAACCAACCAGUAAUGGACAUAUCAGUUCAGAUGACAGUGCCAAACGCAAACCCUCCCCAUCACCCGCACCGAAGAAAGACGUAAAAGUUAGUGAACCAGGUUCACCGAAAGAGAAAGUAAAGAAACAGCAGAAUAAGGUGAAGAAGAGCGCUGAUGACGAGAAUGUGGGAAAGAAAACAACUCCCCUGAAGCCUUCUCCUCAAGCGGUAGCUCCGUUAGAUCAGUCACCACAAAAGGUAACGGUCGUGAAACAGUCACCACUGAAGAAAGCUAAAACUGCUGAACGUUCAGCCACUGUACCUGAAGGUGAAUGGAUCACUCCCAUGACCAAACGAGAAAAGAAACUGAGUCGUCAACAACAGAAAGAGGAUGAAGCGGCUGCUAAGAAGAAAAACAACUUGGAAGAACGUCAAAUGAACAGAAAUGUAUCUCCAGUGAGUUCACCAAUGAUUGAGAGAAUUGCAAUGGAGGUGAUGAAACAGGAGGAACAGGAAAAGAAGAUGGAAGAAAAUAAAGUGAUGAAGAAGAAAGUACAGGAUGUUAAGAAUGAAGAAGAUAAAGAAAAUAUUGAGGAAAUGAAAACUGAGGCACCAAAGAAGAAACGAGAAAGAAAAGUAAGACAGGAGGUUGAGAAAGAAAACAAACCUGUUACAGAGAAGAAGAAAGAGGAAUUUUCAGAACCUCAACCAUCCCCAACAAAAGCUAAAAAGAAGGAUCUGCCCAAAAAGGAGAAAUUAAGUCCAAAGAAAGAGCAAGCCAGCAGUAAGAAGGAGCAGGCCAACACUAAGAAGGAGCAAGCCAGCACUAAAAAGGAGCAAGCCAGCACUAAAAAAGAGCAAGCCAGCACUAAAAAAGAGCAAGCCAGCACCAAGAAGGAACCAGCCACCACUAAGAAGGAGAAAGUCAGCGCCAAAAAGGUGCAAGCUAGCCCCCAAAAGGAACAGGCCAGUCCAAAAAAGGAGCAAGCCAGCCCCAAGAAAGAACAGGCCACCACUAAAAAGGAGAAAGCCAGCCCCAAGAAGGAACAGGCCAGCCCAAAGAAGGAGCAAGCAAGCCCAAUGAAGGAGAAACAAGAAACCAAGAAAACUGAAGAUUCUUCUAAAAAAGUACUGAAGAAGAAACAAGGUAUAAAUGCUGAGGAAGUUAAGGAAACUACACCUGCAUCACCCAAAAAAGCUAGUGGGUCUCCAAAGAAGAAAGCUUCCAAGUCAAGUCCUGAAAAAGUGCCAUCUACCCCUGAAAAGAAAGUGCCAUCAGAGUCUUCUAACCAGGACAAGAAAGAAAAGUCAAGCCCCAAGAAAAAGGUCCCUAGUAGUCCUACAAAAGAUUCAGUGAGAAAGGAUGAUAGAGAUACUAUAGAGAAGAAAUCAAUACCUUCUGCAGAGGUGCCAGAGACUGCUCCAAAAACUGAUGACACACCAGUGGUAACACUUCCAGAAGAAGAAUGGAUUGAAGCUAAACCAACAAAAAGAAAGAAGAAAGUUAGAAGAGAUGUGUAAAAAUAAAAGUGGAUAGAUUUUUUCUGAUGGUGCUGGGUAAAUCGAAAC
This is a messenger RNA of Saccoglossus kowalevskii, 1816 nucleotides long. RefSeq lists its product as uncharacterized. The record is from RefSeq and is a predicted model, not a curated record. NCBI's taxonomy places the organism in Eukaryota, Metazoa, Hemichordata, Enteropneusta, Harrimaniidae.